Messenger RNA from Episyrphus balteatus (marmalade hoverfly), 1266 nucleotides. RefSeq names its product cleavage and polyadenylation specificity factor subunit 4 (gene Clp). Gene Ontology annotation, molecular function: RNA binding; zinc ion binding. Lineage: Eukaryota; Metazoa; Arthropoda; Insecta; Diptera; Syrphidae. The transcript is spliced from 2 exons. The coding region runs from base 133 to 1095 and encodes 320 amino acids. The record is from RefSeq and is a predicted model, not a curated record.
CUUUCUUGAUGUAUAUGUUUUUUUGUGAGGUGUUUUAAGCUGGUUAGACCGGGCAUUUUUUUAAUGCAUUUUAAGAAAAAUAUUAAAAAUAAAAUAAACAUAACUAACUAAACAUAAGAAAAUACUUACAUCAUGGAUAUUAUAAUAGCAAAUGUAACUCAUAUCGAGUUCAAAAUCGAAAAAGAUCUAAAUGGACAAUUUGGUGCGCUUCCACUACCCUUUCCCGGAAUGGACAAAUCUACGGCAGCAGUUUGUCAAUUCUUCAAUUGUGCUGAUGGCUCAAUGUGUGACAAAGGAGCAGCUUGCCCAUUCCGACAUGUUCGCGGUGACAGAACUGUUGUCUGCAAGCAUUGGCUACGUGGUUUGUGCAAAAAAGGCGAUCAAUGUGAGUUUUUGCACGAAUAUGACAUGACUAAAAUGCCCGAAUGCUACUUUUACUCCCGAUUCAAUGCGUGCCACAAUAAAGAGUGUCCCUUCCUCCACAUCGACCCGGAAAGUAAACUCAAAGACUGUCCGUGGUAUGACAGAGGUUUCUGCCGACAUGGUCCCCAUUGUCGCCACAGGCAUGUGCGACGCGUGCUGUGCAUGAACUAUUUGGCUGGUUUCUGUCCAGAUGGAGAUGCUUGUAAAUAUAUGCAUCCGAGAUUUGAACUUCCAGCGCCGCCAGAGAUUCCCAAAGAUCAGAUGGUUAAGCGCUUACCCACAUGUCAUUAUUGUGGUGAAUUAGGUCAUAAGGCGUCUGGUUGCCCCAAAAUGCCACCGGAGCAAAGAGAAAUGACUAUACGACAGGAGGAACAACGUUUCCGUUCAAUGUCCUACUAUAAACAACAAGUGCAAAACUAUCAUCACUACCAUCAUCAACCACAUCAUCAGCAGCAGAAUAAUUCAAAUCCAAUGAACACAUCGGUGCCGGAUGAAAAUGCAGCUGAAGGUGGUGUUAAACAAGAAUCGCCACAAAAACCAAAUCCGAGACCAUUGGAAGAGAUAACUUGUUACAAAUGCGGCCAUAAGGGUCAUUAUGCUAAUAAAUGUCCCAAGGGUCAUUUGGCUUUCUUAUCCAACCAGCAUAAUCAUAAGAAAAAAGAGAGCACUUAACAUAGGGCACAUCAUACUUAGUAGAAAGAUUUCCAACUCCAUAUAGUCUUGGCUUAAAAACGAUAUACAUAUAUAUAACAGAAGAAAAACAGUAAUAUUAGCCUCCCCAGUUAUGUUAAUUUUUAUUUCGUAUAUAAUUAAAAAAAAAAGAGGAAUAAAAGAGAAAAUUAA